UCAGUGCUUUCAAGCAUGCGAACGGUCAGUUUACUCUCGUCAAAUUCGCUGAAGAGAUUAGUUUUCUCCACCGUUGAAAGCGUUGUACCUGCAGCAUGCCCGAUAUCGUAAGUUAUGUUUUAUUUCUCCUAGGGGUUGGUCCUCUUAUUGCUGUUGAAGACGAUUAAAGAUAUGUGUAAGACGAACUACCGCAAGAGGCAUCAGUCAGUGAUAUAACGAGCUCCCUCCGUGUAACUGAACUGAAGAUCUGCAAAGCAAUGGAGCAAGAUUCAGUCGAGCCUGUACUGAACAGUGUUCUCUUUGACGUGUGGGAAGCAGCAGUAUUACGUUUGUUGUCACUUGUGGACAUUUUUCAGCUAUGUGGUGUUACGAGAGACGUCCGAAAGCUGUUGCAUAAUGAACCUAUGUUCAGGCGUUUAUGUCAAAAUCGCUAUCAGAUCAGUCCAAAUUUGAAACUGUCGUACAUCAGACUUGCCAAACACCUCUGCAUCGCCACCAGAGUAUCCAGCAUACAUGAUAGCAAUGCUGAUUCUGGCAAUGACUGUGUUGUGCAUAGUGAUGAUCCUCAUGAUCAAUACCAGGUGUUCAAACAAAGAAACUUAAUGUUCGUGCAACUGUGCAGCCUGGCGAUGAUGCCGUCUACAGGACAAGCCCAAUCCAUAAUGCGGUUCAGCCUUCCGCUAUCUCAGCCUUUGAUCAGUAUGUUUUGGCGGUCAUCAAAGGAUAUAUCUUCCUACCUACCCAACCUUUCAACUUCAAUGAUUGAGAGACAUUGUAGAGUAUUGGAACAAGAGGCGACGUACAGUUUAGCAGACGCGACGAAUUUGUUGUUGGAGAUGUGCGGCUCCUACGAAGAUUACCAAACAUGUAUACUGAAAAAACUGGAACAGGAUAUUCCGGAGACUGCAACAUUCUUGAAAUAUUCGAACCGCUCUUGCAGGCAAGUUGAGCUUGCAAAAUGCUUUGAAAUCGUGUCAAGAAGAGAACCAGAAUUGCUCUUAUCCCUAAGAUGUGAGAAUCUGAUACCAACCCCUCCUCAGCACAUUUCUACUCGCUGGAGCUACAACUCAUACGACUUUGUUAUACUCGAGGAAGCUGACAAUGACCUCAGCGAUGACGUUAUAGCCACUCAUAAUUGGAUAGACUUCACGGUGCAGCUAGCAGAGCGUCACUCAGUGCUCAAGCUCUUUAUCAAAGGAAGCCUACGUUUAUCGCAUUCGGAGGAUUACUUCGUGGCUGUCAUGGAGUAUGACAAGCUCUGGCACAGUCUGCCCUCGUCUAGUCGCCCCAGCCAGGAGGUUCUCUACCGUGAACUGGGAAGCUACCUACUGUCCACUAUACAAAGGUCGCAGUGUGGAAAGGAACUGACAAAAGCGGAACUGCUAAACGCCAUGGAACGGUCGGGCAAGAUGAUUGUUGUCUGUGAAACCAUGUGGUCUGUAUUUCCUUUUGUGUGUGCUGUUGUUGCUAUGGUUCUUUUUGCCCGAGCUUCCUAUAAAUGAUUGAUUGUACUUGAAGUAAAUUCGACAUGGACUAGUAUCUAACGAUCAACUGAACAUCCUGCAAUGCCGACAAGAGAAUAAUGAGUACAUGGUACGUUUUCGUGAACUCACAACAUUGAGCAUAAUUGUCCUCUUGAACUACAUUACGCACUGGCAAGCGAUCUUGGCAAUUAUUUCUAAGGAGAGGGUUUUUUUAAAAACGGAGCGCGCGCUCGCACAUUGUCCAAGUUUAAGGUGGCAGACUACCCAAAAAUUCGCUGAAAAAUCGAAUUUGUAAAUUCAUAUUGAGUGCUACGUCAGUUGAAAGAGCAUGAAUAGCUGCAAAUUCUCUGAAAAUUGUGUCCCGAUCUGACCCGCCGUUCAAGAGUUAUGGCAGAAAAUGUGCCCUUGCAAGGAAAGAUUUUUUUGUUGCACGCUGUCAUUUGUUGGCAGCACUGUAUUUGAAUGUGAGCAGAC
Messenger RNA from Sycon ciliatum, 1958 nucleotides. RefSeq lists its product as uncharacterized. Lineage: Eukaryota; Metazoa; Porifera; Calcarea; Leucosolenida; Sycettidae. Bases 258 to 1502 code for a protein of 414 amino acids. The record is from RefSeq and is a predicted model, not a curated record. The transcript has 2 exons.